GAGCAGGGAGCCUGUUCCCCUCAACACCUGGAUCAGUGUCUCCUUGGAGAGGAAUGGGCGCAAAGGGGUCAUGAGGAUCAACAACGGCGAGAGGGUGAUGGGAGAGUCACCGAAAUCCCGUAAGGUGCCUCACACCUUCCUGAACCUGAAGGAGCCCUUUUAUGUGGGAGGAGCUCCCGAUUUCAGCAAGCUGGCAAGAGCAGCUGCCAUCUCCACCAGCUUUGAUGGAGCUGUGCAGAGGAUCUCUGUCAAGGGGGUGCCCGUGCUGAAGGAGCAGAACAUCCGCCGUGCCGUGGAGAUCUCCCCCUUCCGAGGCCACCCCUGCACCCAGAAACCCAACCCCUGCCAGAACGGGGGCACCUGCAGCCCCCGCCUGCAGAGCUACGAGUGUGCCUGCCAGAGGGGCUUCUCUGGGGCCCACUGUGAGAAAGUGAUCAUUGAGAAGGCUGCUGGAGAUGCAGAGGCCAUUGCUUUUGAUGGUAGGACAUACAUGGAGUACCACAACGCCGUGACAAAGAGCGAGAAGGCCUUGCAAUCAAACCACUUUGAGCUGAGCAUCAAAACAGAAGCCACGCAGGGGCUGAUCCUGUGGAGCGGGAAGGGGCUGGAGCGGUCGGACUACAUCGCCCUCGCCGUGGUGGAUGGCUUUGUACAGAUGACCUAUGACCUGGGCUCCAAACCCGUCGUCCUACGGUCCACGGUCCCCGUCAACACCAACCAGUGGAUCCACAUCAAAGCCUACAGGGUACAGAGAGAAGGUUCCCUUCAAGUUGGCAACGAAGCGCCCAUCGCUGGCUCUUCUCCACUGGGUGCCACACAGCUGGACACAGAUGGGGCCCUGUGGCUGGGGGGACUGGAGAAGCUGAGCGUGGCUCACAAGCUGCCCAAGGCCUACAGCACAGGCUUUAUUGGCUGCAUAAGGGACGUGGUUGUCGACCGCCAAGAACUGCAUCUGGUGGAGGACGCUUUAAACAACCCCACGAUAUUACACUGCUCAGCCAAAUAGACCCCCAGGGACCCUUCUUCUCCUUCCCUCCCUCCUGCCUAUUGCUGUAAUUAUUUUCUAUUUUUGUAAACUUAUUGCUUUUUAUAUUUUUGGGGGGGGGGAGGGGGGAAAGGGAGGGGAGGAAACACCUUUUUCUGUUGGGUUAUUUGUUCGGUUGCAGUCUAUCCAGGUCAGUCAGACUCAGCAGCAACAAAGAACAAACCUUGAACCAAGUCUCCGAGAAGUGACAGAAGAACUUCCCCGUUGCACCUGCGUUGUAAAUCUGAUUCAUACUUGAAGCUUCUUUUUGGGUUAUAUUUUUUGUUUUCCCCCUCUCCUUACUUGGGUUCUUGGGUUGUCGAAAGGAUGCUGGUGCUGGCCAG
Messenger RNA from Merops nubicus (carmine bee-eater), 1368 nucleotides. RefSeq names its product agrin-like. The transcript is spliced from 8 exons. The annotation marks the transcript as partial. Lineage: Eukaryota; Metazoa; Chordata; Aves; Coraciiformes; Meropidae. Gene Ontology annotation, molecular function: calcium ion binding. The record is from RefSeq and is a predicted model, not a curated record.